Molecule: messenger RNA, 783 nt
Organism: Drepanopeziza brunnea f. sp. 'multigermtubi' MB_m1
Lineage: Eukaryota; Fungi; Ascomycota; Leotiomycetes; Helotiales; Drepanopezizaceae
Product: mitochondrial 54S ribosomal protein mL57
Biological process (GO): mitochondrial translation; RNA processing
Cellular component (GO): mitochondrial large ribosomal subunit
Molecular function (GO): ribonuclease III activity; structural constituent of ribosome
Source: RefSeq, a predicted model, not a curated record
AUGGCGUCAAGAACGACGGGACGGUCGCUGCAAAGCCUGGUACGACAAUCAAGGCCAACCUGCGAAUGCGCCAGCUCGAAACACCCCCGAACAGCAUCGAUCAGACAGUUCUCAGCGUCAAAAUACAGGAGCGAUGCGCAGUACGAGACGCAGCACGAAUCACGCCCCAGAUGGUCAUACACGCCAGAGAAAAUGAAGGCCCCAUUCCCGUUGCGAAUAAAGGACCCAGACAAGGUGUGGGAAUGCAACAGCGAUCCGCAAGUGCUAGACCGGUUCUACAUCAGGUUCUUGGGUCGGGGCGGCGAGCAGGUGCUUACGGAGGAGGCCAAAUGGCUGGCGGUUACGCAUAAGAGCUUUGAUCAGGGGCGGAGAGGAUUCAAUGAUCGGUUGGCAUUCUUGGGUCGGCGGAUCAUAACCUUGCAGACGAACAUUGCACUUUUGCAAUCCGAUGUUGCUACGAAGACUCAGACCCUCCCAGACCCAUCCGACGACCGUGUUCCAUUCUCACAUCCUGCGUUGGAAGGGCUGCGGAAUUUGACGGACGUACCGAUCAGCGAUAUCUUGAACAAGGAUAGACUCGGGCCACUGGCGACCUCGCUGGGAAUGCGGGAUGUCAUUAGAUGGAAGCCGAGGAUGGUUCAUAAAUUGGAGUCUUCUGGUAUUGAUGUGGUACUGACUACCUCUUUGUAUGCCAUCAUUGGGGCGAUUGCGUUGCAGAAAGGGGGAAACGCUGCGGCCCAGGCUUCAAGAGAGUCCAUUCUCAAGCCGCUGGGAAUAGUAUAG